Molecule: messenger RNA, 4134 nt
Organism: Callithrix jacchus (white-tufted-ear marmoset)
Lineage: Eukaryota; Metazoa; Chordata; Mammalia; Primates; Cebidae
Gene: CARD10
Product: caspase recruitment domain family member 10
Biological process (GO): regulation of apoptotic process
Cellular component (GO): cytoplasm
Molecular function (GO): CARD domain binding
Source: RefSeq, a predicted model, not a curated record
GCGGGCGGACGUGCGGGGCGGCCGGCGGCGGGACGCGCGGCCCGGGGCGGGCUGCGAUGUGGGGAGGCCCGGGUAGCCCCGGGGGCGGCGGGGACGGGGGCGGAGCCGGGGGCGCCGCGGGCACCGCCCCCCUGCGCCGGCGGAGCCGCCGCCCGAGCGCGGACCCGGGAGCCCAAGGCGGCUGCGGCGUGCGGGACCCCGAGGACGCGGCCAUGCCGGGCCGGGCGGAGGCGGGGGAGGCCGAGGAGGAGGCCGGGGCCGGCUCGGGGUCCGAGGCGGAGGAGGACGCGCUGUGGGAGCGGAUCGAGGGCGUUCGGCACCGGCUGGCGCGCGCCCUGAACCCGGCCAAGCUCACGCCGUAUCUUCGCCAGUGCCGGGUCAUCGACGAGCAGGACGAGGAGGAGGUGCUGAGCACCUACCGCUUCCCGUGCCGCGUCAACCGCACCGGGCGCCUGAUGGAUAUCUUGCGCUGCCGUGGCAAGAGGGGCUAUGAGGCCUUCCUGGAAGCCCUGGAGUUCUACUACCCCGAACACUUCACGCUGCUCACUGGCCAGGAACCCGCGCAGCGCUGCUCCAUGAUCCUCGAUGAGGAGGGGCCUGAGGGCCUGACCCAGUUCUUGAUGACAGAGGUUCGACGGCUGCGGGAAGCUCGCAAGAGCCAGCUACAGCGGGAGCAGCAACUGCAGGCCCGGGGCCGGGUGCUGGAGGAGGAGCGGGCAGGGCUGGAGCAGCGGCUGCGGGACCAGCAGCAGGCUCAGGAGCGCUGUCAGCGGCUGCGGGAGGACUGGGAGGCGAGCAGCCUGGAGCUCCUGCGACUCAAGGAUGAGAACUACAUGAUCGCCAUGCGCCUGGCCCAGCUCAGUGAAGAGAAGAACUCCGCUGUGCUUCGAAGCCGUGACCUGCAGCUGGCGGUGGACCAGCUCAAGCUCAAGGUGAGUCGGCUGGAGGAAGAGUGUGCACUGCUGCGAAGGGCCAGGGCGCCGCCUCCUGGGGCGGAGGACAAGGACAAGGAGAAGGAGAAGGAGAAGGAGAAGGAGAAGGAGAAGGAGAAGGAGAAGGAGAAGGAGCCGGACAACGUAGACCUUGUCUAUGAGCUGCGUGCUGAGAACCAGCGGCUGACGGCGUCACUGCAGGAGCUGCAGGAGGGCCUGCACCGGGAGGCGAGCCGGCCGGGGGCCCCAGGCUCUGAACGAAUCCUGCUGGACAUCCUAGAGCAUGACUGGAGGGAGGCACAGGACAGCAGGCAGGAGCUGUGCCAGAAGCUGCACGCUGUGCAGGGGGAGCUGCAGUGGGCCGAGGAGCUGCGAGACCAGUACCUGCAGGGGAUGGAAGACCUGCAGCUGAAGCACCGCACACUGCAGAAGGACUGUGACCUGUACAAGCACCGCAUGGCCACUGUCCUGGCUCAGCUGGAGGAGAUUGAGAAGGAGCGGGACCAGGCCAUCCAGAGCCGUGACCGGAUCCAGUUGCAGUACUCACAGAGUCUCAUUGAGAAGGACCAGUACCGAAAGCAGGUGCGGGGCCUGGAGGCAGAGCGGGACGAGCUGCUCACGGCGCUCACCAGCCUGGAGGGCACCAAGGCUCUGCUGGAGGUGCAGCUGCAGCGGGCCCAGGGUGGCACCUGCCUCAAGGCCUGUGCGUCCUCCCAUUCCCUGUGCUCCAACCUCAGCAGCACUUGGAGCCUGAGCGAGUUCCCCUCCCCUCUGGGAGGCCCAGAGGCAACCGGGGAGGCCGCUGUCACGGGGGGAUCUGAGCCUCACCCCUCGGAGGAGGCCACAGACAGUGAGAAGGAGAUCAACCGACUCUCCAUCCUGCCCUUCCCGCCCAGUGCCGGCUCCAUCCUCCGCCGGCAGCGUGAGGAGGACCCCGAACCCCCUAAGAGGUCCUUCAGCAGCAUGUCAGACAUCACAGGGAGUGUGACACUUAAGCCCUGGUCCCCUGGCCUCUCUUCGUCAUCUUCCUCCGACAGCGUGUGGCCUUUGGGAAAGCCGGAAGGCCUCCUGGCGCGGGGCUGUGGCCUGGACUUCCUUAACAGGUCUCUGGCCAUCCGAGUGUCUGGCCGGAGCCCCCCGGGGGGCCCAGAGCCACAGGACAAGGGCCCAGAUGGACUGUCAUUUUGUGGGGACAGAUGGUCUGGGGCUGUGGUGCGGAGGGUGAUCUCUGGGCCUGGGUCAGCCAGGAUGGAACCAAGAGAGCAAAGAGUGGAAGCUGCUGGUCUGGAGGGGGCGUGUCUGGAAGCCGAGGCCCAGCAGAAAACCUUGCUCUGGAACCAGAGGUCCACAUUCCCCUCCCUGAUGGACUCGAAAGCCUGCCAGUCCUUCCGUGAGGCCCUAGAAGCCUGGGCAAAGGGGCCAGGGGCCGAGCCCUUCUACAUCCGUGCCAACCUCACCCUGCCCGAGAGGGCAGAUCCCCAUGCCCUUUGUGUGAAAGCCCAAGAGAUUCUUCGGCUGGUGGACCCGGCGUACAAGCGGAGGCAGGAAUGGUUCUGCACCCGCGUUGACCCCCUCACUCUUCGGGACCUGGACCGGGGCACUGUGCCCAAUUAUCAGAGAGCCCAGCAGCUCCUAGAAGUUCAGGAGAAAUGCCUGCCCUCCAGCCGGCACCGAGGCCCCCGCAGUAAUCUGAAGAAGAGAGCCCUGGACCAGCUGCGGCUGGUGAGGCCCAAGCCUGUGGGAGUGGCCGCAGGGGACGCCCCAGAGCAGCCGCUGCUGGAGCCCUGUGGAGAGCCAGAGCGCAGCCUCAGACCCUACAGUUUGGUGCGGCCACUGCUGGUGUCUGCCCUGCGGCCUGUGGUGUUGUUGCCUGAAUGCCUGGCGUCCCGGCUCAUCCGAAACCUGCUAGACCUGCCCAGCUCCCGGCUGGACUUCCAAGUGUGCCCUGCAGAAAGCCUCUCUGGGGAGGAACUGUGCUCAUCCUCAGCGCCUGGAGCCCCCAAGGCCCAGCCUGCCAUCCCUGGGCUGGGCAGCAGGAUCCGGGCCAUCCAGGAGUCUGUUGGGAAGAAGCACUGCCUGCUGGAGCUGGGUGCUCAGGGUGUGCGGGAGCUGGUGCACAAUGAGAUCUACCCCAUCGUCAUCCACGUGGAGGUGACCGAGAAGAACGUUCGGGAAGUCAGGGGGCUGCUGGGCCGGCCGGGCUGGCGGGACUCAGAGCUGCUUCGGCAGUGCCGUGGCUCAGAUCACGUGCUCUGGGGGCUGCCCUGCUCCUGGGUGCAGGUCCCCGCCCAUGAGUGGGGCCACGCAGAGGAGCUGGCCAAGGUGGUGCGCGGCCGCAUCCUGCAGGAGCAGGCCCGCCUCGUGUGGGUGGAGCGCGGCAGCAGCAGAGGCUCCGGUGGCAGCAGUGAGGCCUGAGGCUCAUCUGAUACCUGCGGCUUCUUCCAAGCCAGCGGAAACCCUGGUGUCUGAGGCGAAGCUGGGUCCUCCCAUCCUGAGCCUUCCUAGAACCUUGGACUCUCAGUCGCAGGGCCCUUGGCUCUGGCCUUGCCCAGCCUUCGGGAGCCCCGGGCCAGAGCGCCCACCCAUCCCCGUACUUGCUGCUCUGGGCCUCUCCACCUGUCCUGGGGUCUCCACAUUCCCACUAGUGGGUCUGUCUUCUUAAACACUCGCCCUGGAGUCUCCACAUUCCCACUAGUGGGUCUGUCUUCUUAAACACUCGCCCUGGAGUCUGUUCUCACACCUGUGCGCAGGUUUGCACACUCAAGUUCUCACGGGUAGGCUCAGGUCUGUCCCUCUGCCCUGGGCACCAGGUCUCCCAAGGACCUGGGCCUGUUCUGCUCCCAGGAGCCCUGAGCCCAUUAUCGUGUGACUUCCGCCAUCCAGCUCACGUUCCUCGUGGAUUCAGCCAUGCAUGGGACAGCAGAGGGGUUGGGGGCAGCGGGCGCUUCCUGGGCCCUCGGUCACCUGUGCCCCUCAUGUCUCCUCACAUGGGUAUCUGUGGUUCUCUCCUGUGUAAAUGUCACGCCCCACCCCCGUUUCACGUGGGCACACGCAGGACUGUCUCUCACAGAGCCCAACCCCUGCCUCUGCCUCCCUCUUGGGGGGCCGGGGAGGGCUCUGUCAUGAGAAUGUAUAGCCCGUGAAGGGGCCUUUUUCACUCUGAAGCUGCACAUUACAGAACAUUAAACACUUUUGUCGUAGA